AUGUCGAGUAGUUCAUUUUACCAAUGGAAAUGUAAGACCGAGACGCUUUUCAACAGUUGUUCGGUAAAUUUCAAACCUAAGAUCGAAAUUCCGAUGGAAAGCAGUGCAAGUAUCGAUCCAUAUCAGUAUUUGCAGGAAGUUAGAUUUUUCGAUGAACAACCAGAAUCUGAUUCAGAUGAAGAUAUUUGCUCUAACGGUUACUGCUUCGAUUUAUCUCAACUCGAAAUCAUCAGAGAAAUUUGGAGACGAGAUUACGAAAAUCCCGAAAAAUCGAAUGAUGUUACAGGAUUUUUUGAUUGGAAGAAAAGUGUGAUCACUUACUCCUGGAAUCCUAUGAAGAGGAAAAUACUGUCGAAAAGAGAAAUGAACAAGCAAAUAAAUGAUUUGAAAUUUGGUACGGUUAAUUUGAUCAGGCUACCUUUGGGCAAGAAACAGAUCGACUCGGAACAAUACAAAGUCGAAAACUUGUUCAAAAAUCCUGCUAAAAUGAUUCCAUCGGUAGUGCUGCAUAAGAUAUGAACUUUUUCUUUUCAAGAAUUACCUAACUUGUCUUGGACAAAACAAUUACCACGACUACUUUUCACC
This is a messenger RNA of Trichogramma pretiosum, 585 nucleotides long. RefSeq lists its product as uncharacterized. The transcript is spliced from 4 exons. NCBI's taxonomy places the organism in Eukaryota, Metazoa, Arthropoda, Insecta, Hymenoptera, Trichogrammatidae. Bases 1 to 519 code for a protein of 172 amino acids. The record is from RefSeq and is a predicted model, not a curated record.